CUUUAGCGUCUUGUGAUCAGAAAAAGAAAAAUGACUGAAGAAGAAAAGUCUCCCCUCCUUGCAAAUAGCGCUAUAAACACCGACAAUGAAGAUGUGGAAUUGCAUGGCUGUGGAGGAACUCUUUGUUGUAACCCAAAGAGGAAUGUGCAUCGGUAUCCGGUUCUCGUUAUCAUGUGCUUCCUCAGUUUUGGGAGUUACUUCUGCUAUGACAACCCAGCCGCUAUGCAGGACAUAAUGCUGAGGGACCUGUCAAUCUCUACAGAAACAUUCAUGAACUUCUAUGCUUGGUAUUCCUGGCCAAAUGUCAUCCUGUGUUUCUUUGGAGGAUUUCUCAUUGACAGAGUGUUUGGCAUUAGAUGGGGAGCAAUCAUUUUUAGUGCAUUUGUUACAGUUGGACAGGUCCUGUUUGCCCUUGGUGCCUUCAUUAAUAGUAUACCACUAAUGGAUGCUGGAAGAUUUGUAUUUGGAAUUGGCGGGGAAUCUUUGGCAGUUGCUCAAAACACAUAUGCUGUAGCUUGGUUCAAAGAUCGUGAACUUAACAUGGUGUUUGGAUUACAGCUUAGUUUCUCUCGUGUUGGCAGCACAGUGAAUAUGAACAUAAUGCAGCCUGUAUAUAGAUGGGCAGCUACUGCCUUUGGCCAUGGUCAAAGUCAUACAACCCUAGGAAUUGUACUCAUGCUGGCUGUGGGUACCUGUAUUAUAUCACUGAUAUGUGCCCUGAGUCUGGGCUACUUAGACAGAAGAGCUUCCAAGAUACUCAACAGAGAUGCUGGGAAAACAGGUGAAGUUAUAAAGAUAACAGAUGUAAAAGACUUUCCAGCUUCAUUCUGGCUGAUUUGUGUUAUAUGUGUGGCUUACUAUGUAACAGUCUUCCCAUUUAUAGGACUAGGAUUGGUGUUUUUUGAGUCAAAGUUUGGUAUGGAGCCAGGAGCAGCAGGGGCUGUUAAUAGUAUUGUUUACAUUCUGUCUGCAGUAGUAUCACCGAUUUGUGGAUUAUUAGUUGACAAGACGGGUUUAAAUAUUUUCUGGGUUAUUGUUGGCGUGGUGACAACUGCAGGGUGCCACGCUUGUAUGGCUUUUACAUUCAUCAAUCCAUAUGUGCCUAUGGUAACAAUGGGAGUGGCCUACUCUAUAUUAGCAAGUGCACUGUGGCCAAUGGUGGCUUUCAUAGUACCUGAACACCAACUUGGUACUGCAUAUGGAAUAAUGCAGGCUAUACAGAACUUAGGUUUAGCUGUCAUCGCAAUCGUGGCUGGAGAUAUAGUUGAUGCCAAGGGAUACCUUUUGCUGGAGGUCUUCUUCAUGGCUUGGCUAUUUGUGGCCUUAAUCGCAAGUGUGGUGCUAUAUAUACUUGAUCAAACGCAGGGGGUUAAACUUAACAGAUCUUAA
Messenger RNA from Owenia fusiformis, 1389 nucleotides. The record is from the annotation of a GenBank genome assembly. NCBI's taxonomy places the organism in Eukaryota, Metazoa, Annelida, Polychaeta, Sabellida, Oweniidae.